CUCCGACAAAAGGCGAGCGGAGACGAGUCUGAAAGCGGAGUCCCCCUUCCGACCGUAAGAGUUGCCGUGAUGGGCCAGGAGGCGGCCGGCCUCAAACCGACGUCGGCGAGGGACCGCCCCGACGCCGCCACCCGCUCCCGCCUCCCCCGUCGCCGCCAGAUCCGCAAGACCUUCAACAACCUCAAGAUCACCGUCUUCUGCGGCGUCGUCACCAUCCUCGUCCUCCGCGGCACCGUCGGCAUCGGAAGCCUCGCGGGCGCCGGCGGAGACGCGGCCGCCGCCGACCAGAAGGUCGUCGAGGAUAUCGACCGCAUCCUCCGCGAGAUCCGCUCCGACUCCGACCCCGACGACGCGGACCAGAUCCCCUUCGGCUUCAACUCCACCGCCGCCUCCCUGAACUACACCUCCGCUUCCGUCCUCGCGGCCGCCGAGAAUUACACCCUCGGCCCCAGGAUCUCCGACUGGGACGAUCAGCGGCGGCGGUGGCUGGGCGAGAACCCGGGGUUCCCGAGUCGGAUCCCCGGAGGCAAGCCGCGGAUCCUCCUCGUAACCGGCUCGCCGCCCAACCCCUGCGACAGCUCCAUCGGCGAUCACUACCUCCUGAAGGCGACCAAGAACAAGAUCGACUACUGCCGCCUCCACGGGAUCGAGAUCGUCUACAACAUGGCGCACCUAGACCGGGAGCUCGCCGGGUACUGGGCGAAGCUCCCGCUUAUCCGGCGGCUGAUGCUGUCGCACCCGGAGGUGGAGUGGAUCUGGUGGAUGGACAGCGAUGCGCUCUUCACGGACAUGGCCUUCGAGAUCCCUCUCGACCGCUACGCCGCCCAUAAUCUCGUCGUCCACGGCUAUCCAGAUCUCAUUUUCGAGAAGCACUCCUGGAUCGGCCUCAACACCGGGAGCUUCCUGCUGCGCAAUUGCCAGUGGAUCCUUGAUCUGCUCGAUGCUUGGGCGCCGAUGGGGCCUAAAGGUCGCAUUCGCGACGAGGCCGGCAAGAUACUGACGGCGAACCUGAAGGGCCGGCCCGCAUUCGAGGCGGAUGAUCAGUCGGCGCUCAUAUACUUGCUGUUGUCGCAGCAGGACAAGUGGGGCGACAAGGUCUACAUUGAGAACUCGUAUUACCUCCAUGGUUACUGGGCUGGAUUGGUGGACAGGUACGAGGAGAUGAUGGAGAAGCACCAUCCGGGCCUCGGGGACGAGAGGUGGCCAUUCGUGACGCACUUCGUCGGCUGCAAGCCGUGUGGUAGCUAUGGGGACUAUCCUGUGGAGAGGUGCUUGAGUAGCAUGGAGAGAGCUUUCAAUUUUGCGGACAACCAGGUCCUGAGGAUGUAUGGGUUUGCUCAUGGGAGCUUGGCUAGCCCCAACAUUAGGAGGACCAAGAAGCAAACAGCAAAGCCACUGGAAUUCUUGGAUCAGCUUAAUCUCAAAGCCGGGAUAGAAACCAGAGGGUGAGGGAGGCCAUCCAUGGAACCAUCACUCCAUCAAAUCUCAGGUCCGCUGCACUUCCUGUUGUUUCAAUUGAUGAUGUUUAAACUUGUUGUAGUGUAAGUUUCAGCUUCAGAUCCCAGACGCAAUGUUUCAUGAUAAAUUGAAGUUUUUAGUUUCCAUUCUGUUUAGGGUUUCUUUUGGAAAGGUACAUGGGCAGGAAGUUAUUCUUUUGUAACACCUUACAAGGUUUUCCCUUAUGUUCUGUUCGAUGAUGAUGAAGGGCAUGUUUCAGCAACUACAUCUUUGCUGAAACAUGAUUUAUACUUA
Molecule: messenger RNA, 1752 nt
Organism: Musa acuminata AAA Group (dessert banana)
Lineage: Eukaryota; Viridiplantae; Streptophyta; Magnoliopsida; Zingiberales; Musaceae
Product: probable glycosyltransferase 2
Exons: 1
Coding region: 70-1449 (459 amino acids)
Biological process (GO): xyloglucan biosynthetic process
Cellular component (GO): endosome; membrane; trans-Golgi network
Molecular function (GO): hexosyltransferase activity
Source: RefSeq, a predicted model, not a curated record